Molecule: messenger RNA, 1305 nt
Organism: Anneissia japonica
Lineage: Eukaryota; Metazoa; Echinodermata; Crinoidea; Comatulida; Comatulidae
Exons: 2
Source: RefSeq, a predicted model, not a curated record
AUGAAUAACUUGUUUUUAUGUGGAUUUGUGUUAUAUGCCAAUGUUUUAUUAGGAGUGAGUAAUAUAGGUCAUUCAAUUACAUAUAUAUAUUGUUGGAAUAAUUGGAUAUUCCAAAUGUUAAUUCUGGAUCUUUUUUGUUAUUAAAUUUCAGUUAAAACCGUUUGACACAAGUCGGUGUUUACGCGUUGUGAGUUUCUGUUAAUGUGCCUUGCUGUAUAAUUUGUGACUUGGAGGUCACAUUUUAAGUUUUAAGUCUCUGUGAGUGGAAACUUGCACGAAAUGUCUGAAGUAGGGUCGUCUGUGAGUAGCAGAAGAAGUAAAGUCACUAUUAGCCAUGCUCAGGCGAGGGCAGAUCUGGCCAUGGCCAAAGCAAGAUCUGAGUUUGCAAAGAAGAGAGCAGGCUUGCUGAGAAUGCAGGCAAUAGCAGAAGCAGAUGUUAGAGUGUUGGACGCUGAGGAACAUGUUGCAGUUUGUCAAGCCAGAGCAGACUCAUUGCUAGGAUCGUCUCUAAACGUAGAAAUAAAUUCUGACUUCGACACUUUGAGCGUGGGUAAUGUAAGCGAUGUCUUCAGCGAUUUCCUGACUGACAAUGACUCUGUUAAUGACCAGAUUACAUUAAACGAGGCAUUUGUACCGCCACCAUCCCCCAAUCAUGUACCGGUUCUUGAAAACGAUGAGAUUCUACCCCCACCGUUCGUCAAUCAGGCAUCAAAUCCUGAACAUGAACUCAUCUUGCCUCCACCAUCAUUUAGAGAUGAUGUACAAAUGCCAUUUAACGUUGCAGUGAAUUUGGAGAACCCAACUGUAGGUGUCAAGAAGGAACUAGAACCACAAGAAAACUCCAUCAAAGACAAUAGAUUCUGCAGUCACAUGGUUCAACCACCUGAAACCUCAACUGUAAUGACUGAAAUAGGAAAUGUCCUGUUUCGCAAAGAACUACUAAGCUCAAGUCUUCGACAAUUUGAUGACACUGCAGCAUCUUACCGAGCUUGGAAAAUCACACUCUCUAAUACUAUCAAAGAGCUGAAUGUUCCAACAAAUCAAGAAAUUAAUGUUGUGAUGAAGUGGCUCGGAGAAAAAUCAAGACAACUUGUUGCUCCGCUGCAUGCAGUCUACAUUGAGGAUCCAUGCGAAGCUCUACGACAUGUAUGGAACCUGCUCGACGAAACAUAUGGUGCACCAGAGGCAGUGGAAAAGUGCUUAACCAAGCGUUUACAAGAUUUUCCAAAGUUUAAUCUCAAAGAAACAAGACACACUACGACAACUCAGCCACCUUUUACUGGAAGUGCUCCACGUCAAGGAUUU